Panthera uncia (snow leopard) is the source of this 816-nucleotide messenger RNA. RefSeq names its product transmembrane protein 169 (gene TMEM169). The record is from RefSeq and is a predicted model, not a curated record. NCBI's taxonomy places the organism in Eukaryota, Metazoa, Chordata, Mammalia, Carnivora, Felidae. The transcript has a single exon. The coding region runs from base 1 to 621 and encodes 206 amino acids.
AUGUGGAACAUGCCUUUGGACAGCCGCUAUGUCACACUAACCGGGACCAUUACUCGAGGGAAGAAAAAGGGCCAGAUGGUGGACAUCCACGUCACACUGACGGAGAAGGAGCUGCAAGAAUUGACGAAGCCAAAAGGGUCAUCAGGAGAAGUAACACCUGAAGACAGAAAGGCCUGCCAAAUGGGAGUUGACCGUGGGCCCCACGUGGUCCUUUGGACGCUGGUUUGCCUGCCUGUAGUCUUUAUCCUCUCUUUUGUUGUCUCGUUCUACUAUGGCACGAUCACCUGGUACAACAUCUUCCUCGUGUACAACGAGGAGAGGACCUUCUGGCACAAGAUCUCAUGUUGCCCCUGUCUCAUUCUCUUCUAUCCAGUGCUCAUCAUGGCCAUGGCCUCUUCCCUGGGCCUCUAUGCUGCUGUGGUCCAGCUCUCAUGGUCCUGGGGAGCAUGGUGGCAAGCUGCCCGGGACAUGGAGAAAGGCUUCUGUGGCUGGCUCUGCAGCAAGCUGGGCCUGGAGGACUGUUCUCCCUACAGCAUCGUAGAGUUGCUUGAAUCUGACAAUAUCUCAGGCACUCUCUCCAACAAGGACUCCGCCCAGGAAGUAGAAACUUCCACUGUCUAAACUUCCAAGAACUUAUUCCCUUCUGUGGUCCCAAUAGCCUAUAUAUCAUCUUCCAAUUCCAGAAGAUUUGUUCUUUACAUUAGCCCCCUACCCCUCUCAGUUCUGGAAAAUUCUAGCCCACACUCUUCUGUCCUACCAUCUUGAUGGUUCCAGGAGAGCAGGGAACAGAAAAGCAAUUUAUGCUAAAGCAAUCCA